Messenger RNA from Helianthus annuus (common sunflower), 726 nucleotides. RefSeq lists its product as uncharacterized. The transcript has a single exon. The record is from RefSeq and is a predicted model, not a curated record. Bases 1 to 726 code for a protein of 241 amino acids. Lineage: Eukaryota; Viridiplantae; Streptophyta; Magnoliopsida; Asterales; Asteraceae.
AUGGAAGUUAGACCGGAAUUUGAAUGUCCAAACUUGGGUUCCUUGUCCGAGGCGGAGGCAAAUAUGUUGGAAGUACCAUUUUCAAUUAAUGAAAUAAAGGCGAUUGUUUGGGAAUGUGACGGGGAUCAAGCUCCGGGGCCGGAUGGCUUUAAUUUCAAUUUCGUUAAGAAAUGCUGGUCAGGGAUUCAAGAUGAUAUUCUAAAGUUAUUUAAUAAAUUCUAUACGGAUGGCUCUCUAAAUAAGUGUUGUACUUCUUCCUUUAUAGCACUUAUCCCAAAGGUCAAAGAUCCUGCUAGCCCAUCAAACUUUAGACCUAUUAGCUUAAUUGGCAUUAUUAAUAAAGUAAUUUCAAAAGUGUUAGUGAACACAUUGAAAGGAGUGGUGGGGAAGUUAAUUUCAGAACAACAGUCGGCUUUCUUGGCAGACAGAAAUAUUAUGGACGGCCCUCUUAUUCUUAAUGAGAUCAUGAACUGGUUGAAGAAAUUUAAAAAGAAAGGCAUGUUCUUCAAAAUUGACAUUCACAAAGCCUAUGAUUCUGUUAACUGGAAGUUUCUUAACUCUAUUAUGGCUCAAAUGAAUUUUCUAACUCGGUGGAGGUCAUGGGUCAUGGCUACACUUCACUCAGCGAGGGAGUCGGUUCUUGUAAAUGGUCUCCAACCAAGGAAUUCGAUUGUACUCGAGGGCUCCGUCAGGGAGAUCCAUUAUCUCCGUUCCUUUUCGUUUUAG